AUGCCACUGCGAUCUUUUGACAGAAAUGAGAAAGUGAAAGCAUGGACUGAAGCUUCUCUGAGUAAAAUAUUGCAACUGUCUGUUGCAAAACCAAUUCUACCUUAUAAUUAUCGAAAAGCGCCUGGAACGUGUUUCCCAACAGCGCCGACCCCCCGUGAGCAGGCGUCUGGCCGCGUCGUUGCGGCUCCGCAGGGAGACUUGUGGGCUUCUGACGCCCGCACGCCCACUCCCGCGCCCGCGCCCGCACUCACGCCCACGCCUACGCCCACGCUCACGCCCACGCCCACGGCCGCGCCCACGCCCGCGCCCACACCCACGCCCACGCCCACGCCCACGCUCGCGCUCAGGCCCUCGCUGCCCAGGGAAAUGGCCAACAGCAACUGCUGCCAGUUGGUUGAGUGCGAACGCCGUGCGCAGGCGCUGCUGGCGGCCGCCGCGACCCUCAGCCUGGCGACCCCGCGCGCGCAUGCGCAGACCCCGCUCGCAGACGAGCAGCGGCCCUACGAGUUCGGCUUCAACAUCGAGGGCUACCAGCACCGGCACGAGAAAAAAGAUGAACGCGGCAUCAUCAUGGGGCAGUUCGGCUUCAUCACGGCCGACGGCUACUACCGAGUGACGGUGUACGCCACCGAUGAGGACGGCAACUUCAAAAUCCUUGCCAUGCGGAGCAUCAAGGUUGGCUUCCAAAGCAACAGGUGUUGGAAGCGCCCGGGUCGCCGGGCUUCGCAGAGCGGCUUGCGAGCGCGCUGGCCGAGGGCGGGGCGCCGCCGGGCCCUUCGCCACCGCGGGCGGGCCCUUCGCCUGUCGCGCCGCCCCCCAGCGCUCGCCCGCCCGCCCCCUCUCCCCGGCCUACCGCCCGCCCGCCCUUUCUCCCCCGGCACGCCCACCGCCGCCGCACGCCCACCCACAGGCGGCCGCUGGUGCCCAACGGGUGCAGCCACUGCCACGUGCCACCACGACGCGGCCCCGCCCUUCGGGAGCCCGGGCCCCCGGCCCGGCCCCCCCGCGCUUCGCCGCAAGCCCCGACGCCCCGGCGGCGGGCGCUUCCGCCUGCGGCCGGAGCCGCCCCGCCCGCCGCCCCCGCCCCGCCCCGCGGCAGCGCCUCCGCGGCCGCAGCCCUCGCGACGGACCCUCUGGAGGGUUCGCGCCCGGGGCUCAGCCACCCGCGCCGGUCCUGCGACGGGCUCUCCCUCCCCCCCAGCGCGCUGCGCCCUUCGGGCCCGCCUUCGGGGGCAACGGCCCUCCACGCCGCGCUUCCGGCCGGGGGCGGGCGCGCUCACGGGCAGUGGGUUCGGCGGAGGCGCGGCGACGGAGGAGGGGGAUUCGGAGGCCUCAGGGGGCGGAGGAGGAGCAGGAAGUGGAGGAGGGUUCGGAAGCGGAAAUGGAGGGCGGGGGUGGAAAGUGGAGGAGGCUUCGAAGGUGGAAGUGGAGUCGGAGGUGGAAAUGGAGGAGGUUUCGGAAGGAUGGGAGCAAGUGGAGGGGGUAGUGGAAGUGGAGGCGGGGUGGAGGUGA
This is a messenger RNA of Gryllus bimaculatus (two-spotted cricket), 1512 nucleotides long. NCBI's taxonomy places the organism in Eukaryota, Metazoa, Arthropoda, Insecta, Orthoptera, Gryllidae. The record is from the annotation of a GenBank genome assembly.